Cynocephalus volans (Philippine flying lemur) is the source of this 2417-nucleotide messenger RNA. It is a transcript of the gene MCAM, whose product is annotated as melanoma cell adhesion molecule. Gene Ontology annotation, molecular function: laminin receptor activity. The record is from RefSeq and is a predicted model, not a curated record. The transcript is spliced from 16 exons. The coding region runs from base 34 to 1974 and encodes 646 amino acids. Lineage: Eukaryota; Metazoa; Chordata; Mammalia; Dermoptera; Cynocephalidae. Gene Ontology annotation, cellular component: plasma membrane.
CCUCACUUGGCUCUCGCCCUCCGGCCGGGAAGCAUGGAACUGCCCGGGCUCCUCUGCGCCUUCUUGCUCGCCGCCUGCUGCUGCUGUCGCCGCGCCGCGGGUGUGCCUGGAGAGGCGGAGCAGCCCGUGCCCGAGCUGGUCGAGGUGGAAGUGGGCAGCACGGCCCUUCUGCAGUGUGGACCCCCCCGUUCCCAAGGCAACCUCAGCCAUGUGGACUGGUUUUCUGUCCACAAGGAGAAGCCCACACUCAUCUUCCGCGUGCGCCAGGGCCAGGGCCACAGCGAACCCGGGGAGUACCAGCACCGGCUCAGCCUCCAGGGCAGAGGGGCUACUUUGGCCCUGACUCAAGUGACCCCCCAUGAUGAGCGCAUCUUCCUGUGCCAGAGCAAGCGCCCUCGUUCCCAGGAGCACCGCAUCCAGCUCCGUGUCUACAAAGCUCCAGAGGAGCCAACCAUCCAGGGCAGUGUCUUGGGUAUCCCUGUGAACAGUGAGGAGCCUGAGGAGGUUGCCACCUGUGUGGGGAGGAAUGGGUACCCCGUUCCUCAAGUCAUCUGGUACAAGAACGGUCGGCCACUGAAGGAGGAGAAGAAUCGGGUCCACAUUCAGUCAUCCCAGAUCGUGGAGUCGAGUGGUCUGUACACCUUGCAGAGUGUUCUGAAGGCACAGCUGGUAAAGGAAGACAAAGAUGCCCAGUUUUACUGUGAGCUCAACUACCGGCUGCCCAGUGGGAACCACAUGAAGGAAUCUAGGGAAAUCACCGUUCCCAUUUUCUAUCCAGCAGAAAAAGUGUGGCUGGAAGUGGAGCCUGUGGGAAUGCUAAAGGAAGGAGACCACGUGGAGAUCAGAUGCUUGGCUGACGGCAACCCACCACCCCACUUCAGCAUCACCAAGAAGAACCCCAGCACCAGAGAGAUGGAGGAAGAGAUAAGCAACGACGAUGGGAUCCUGGUCUUGGACCCAGCCCAGAAGGAGCAUAGUGGGCUCUAUGAAUGUCAGGGCCUGGACUUGACCACCUUGUUAUCACUGCAAAGUGAACCACAGGAGCUGCUGGUGAACUAUGUGUCUGAUGUCCGAGUGAGUCCCGCAGCCCCCGAAAGCCAGGAAGGCAGCAGCCUCACCCUGACCUGUGAGGCGGAGAGUAACCAGGCCCUCCAGUUCCAGUGGCUGAGAGAGAAGACAGGCCAGGUGCUGGGAAAUGGGCCUGUGUUCCAGUUACACAACUUGAAACGGGAGGCAGGUGGAGGCUACCGCUGUGUGGCAUCUGUGUCCAGCAUACCCAGCCUGAACCGCACCCAGCUGGUCAAUGUGGCCAUUUUUGGGCCCCCAUGGAUGGCACUAAAGGAGAGGAAGGUGUGGGUGAAGGAGAACACACUGGUGAAUCUGUCUUGUGAAGCAUCAGGAUAUCCGCGGCCCACCAUCUCCUGGAAUGUCAAUGGCACGGCAAGUGAACAAGACCAAGAUCCGCAGAGUGUCCUGAGCACCCUGAGUGUCCUCGUGACCCCAGAGCUGCUUAAGAAAGGCGCUGAAUGCAAGGCCUCCAACUCCCAGGGCAAAAACACCACCACCAUCUUCCUGGAGCUGGUCAGUUUCACAACCCUCACACCAGACUCCAGCAAAACCACUGGCCUCGGCACCUCCACUGUCAGUCCUCAUGCCAGAGCCAACAGUACCUCCACAGAGAAGAAGCUGCCUGAGGUGGAGAGCAAGGGCGUGGUCAUCGUGGCUGUGAUUGUGUGCAUCCUGGUUCUGGCUGUGCUGGGCGCCGUCCUCUACUUCUUCUACAAGAAGGGCAAGCUGCGGUGUGGGCGCUCAGGCAAGCAAGAGAUCACGCUGCCCCCGUCUCGUAAGAGUGAAUUUGUAGUUGAAGUUAAGUCAGAUAAGCUCCCAGAAGAGAUGGGCCUCCUACAGGGCGGCAACGGUGACAAGAGGGCUCCAGGAGACCAGGGAGAGAAAUACAUCGAUCUGAGGCACUAGCCGCUGAAGCCCACUCGGGUCCCUUCCCUGCCUGGAAUGUCUGCGGCUCGCUGCUCACUCUUCUGCCGUCAACGCCUCCAAAGGGAUUACAGAGAAAACUCCUUCUCCAGCUCACCUGCAGACCUCUUCAGAGGGCUAAUGGGCUAGGACAGAGCUGUCCAAAGAAGGACAUCCCUUGGCCCUGGAGGCCCCCUUUUCAGGGACUAGUCCACCAUUGUCUCUGUUGAGUGAAGCUCAUCCCAAGGAAAGGGGCCUCAGUCUCCCAGGAGUGGUGGAUAGGAGAGUUUCUUGCAGAACAUGUUUUCUCUGUACACAUACUCAUAUUAUGGCUGUAAAUACCUGUCUGCUGCCUGCAGCUGAGUUGGGUAUCCUCCUUGUGAGCUGGUUUCCCGCCCCAAAAGCUGGCUUCAGUGAUUCAGCUGCAGCACUGGAGCGAAGAUGCA